UCACUUAAGACAUGAGUGAAACUGCAGUUGAUUUUCCAGUUCAAGGAGUACCCCAGAUUAGCACAUGCAUCCGCAUUUAGGGACAGAGACACAACAAUUAUUUUCUGUCAGCACAUCUGUAUGUCAUGACACAGCCUUAUUCCUUGGAUGCAGCGGGUAUCACUCUAGAACUGUGGCUAUGUCUUGGACUUGGCGUCCAGCAUCUGUAAAAGUCUCAUAUGCACUAGUUUAUUUUGUAAAGUGUCCAGAAAGACACUUACUUUCAGUGUCUUUCUCUUUCUUACUUUCAUUAGGGAAGAGCUCCACCCAAGCCACCAGGACAGAGCUAGGGUAGCGUCGGUGGACACCAUGAUCAGUCAACCUGAGAAGACCCUUCAUCGGCGUAGGAGUCCGAAUGAGAGUUAUGAAGAGAAGUGUGAGCGGCGGCAAGAGACACGCGAGAACUUGCGGAGGCGAAACAACGUGACCACGUGCCGCCGUAUGGGACAAUACAGGAAGAAAGAGAUGAAGGAGCAGUCCCAGAGCUCCCGCCAAAAGGAGUUUCUGAGAAGAAGGAACCUAGGGACUGAAGCAGACAAGAAACAAGGGAGGCCUCCCAUGGGAACACAAGUGCCUCUGGGACAAGACGGUGGAACAUGGACUCCCCUGAGCAUAUGGUCACGGAUGGAUCUGAGAGCGUCCACAGCCCUCCAGGUCUCCUGGAACAACAGCAUGCCUUUGUUGCAUCACAAACACCUUCAGCCCGGCCUCAAAGUGCCCCUAGCACAAAGCAACUCACACUUCUGUGGUGUUUCAUCAGAAAGCCUCUUCAGCAAAGAAAUCUCCAAACGUAGCCAAGGCACUCAGACACUGGCAGAUUCUAGCACAAUAAAGAUAGACUCGAGCCAGCAAACAGAUUGUGGAAUAGCAGUGUUGGAUAAGGAAAUAAUUCAGCUUUCUAACUACCUCAAGGAGGCGCUGCACCGAGAGCUGUUGCUGAAGCAGAAGAUGGUGGUUUUACAAGGGCUCUUAUCCACGCUGCUGCAAGCAUCAGAAAAAUCUUGGCAGGGGCAGCUGAAUGAAGAUAAGCUGAAGUGCAAACUCAGGACCCUGGAAAACAAGCUGCAGACCUGCACCCAGAGUUGCACCAAGGAGGGGGUGAAGAAGAUCCUCAUAGAGAUGGAGGACCAAAAGCAGACCUAUGAACAGAAGGCAAAAGAGGCCAUUCAGAAGGUGCUUGAGGAGAAACUCCAAGCAGAAGAGCAGCUCCACAACACUCAGAGAUCCCUGGCUGUCUCGGAAGAAGAUUGUGCCCUCUGGAAAGAACACUAUGAGACUUUAAAAGCAGACUGGAGUGAGAUGACCAGCAAACACACUGAGCUAGAGAACAAGCUCCACAUUUUGCAGAAUAAAUUGCAAUGGGCAGAUUCCCAGAACAACCAGCUCCACGGGGCCCUGCGCCAUCUGGAGAACGAACACACGGAUCUCGACUCCAGAAUCAAGGUCUUGCAGGAGGACAACGCGCUCAAGGCACAGCACGUCAGUGCCUUGGAAGAUAAACUCAAAAAUGAACAAAUCCAGAAGCUGACACUGGAAGAAGCCCUCAGUAACCUGCACAACCUGCUACAAACCCAGUCUGAGGAGCAGAGCGCUCAGGCAGAGGUGAUACGAAGAAAAGAUCAAAUUUUAACUAUGCAGCAGCCCCCCAGCCCUGUCAAAGAAAUACAAAACACUCUGUUCAAGCAGCCGCAAGAUGAGGAAAAGGAAAACCUGAUGGACCAGUUGCAAAAAAGGACAUCUGCGCUCAAAGCAAAGGAAAAAGAGUGCGCAGAGCUCCGCGCCGAGCUGGAGGCCCUGGGUGAUGAGUACCGCUCCUGCCUGACCAAAUUACAUCAAUGCCGGGACGAGCUCAAUCAGCUCCAGGGAAGACAAUCAAAAAGACAAUGCGGCCUCUGGAUUCCAGUCCUAAUGGUGGUGAUAGCAGCAGCUGUGGCAGCUUUCCUAGCCAACCUUAUGCCCCCAGAAUACAUGCCAACUACCUCAGCUCCAUAACUGACUCAGAUCAUGAGUUUUCACUGUCAUGUACAAAAAAAAAAAAGGCUAUUUUUUAUAUAUGCACAGUAAGUACUUGAGGGAUUUUUCCCCUCCAUUUUGAGCUGGUCUCACUCUGAACUCCUUGUGAUCUAAUAAAUGCUGUGAGAUCAUUCUUGUCA
Molecule: messenger RNA, 2192 nt
Organism: Alligator sinensis (Chinese alligator)
Lineage: Eukaryota; Metazoa; Chordata; Crocodylia; Alligatoridae
Gene: TRAF3IP3
Product: TRAF3 interacting protein 3
Exons: 15
Coding region: 349-2031 (560 amino acids)
Source: RefSeq, a predicted model, not a curated record